Molecule: messenger RNA, 1196 nt
Organism: Marchantia polymorpha subsp. ruderalis
Lineage: Eukaryota; Viridiplantae; Streptophyta; Marchantiopsida; Marchantiales; Marchantiaceae
Source: the annotation of a GenBank genome assembly
UCGCUCUCGCCGUCGGCUCUCAUUCUUCCGAUUCAUUCUCCGAACACUCUGCCUCGUUCCUCUCCCCUCUCCCCUCUCCCCUCUCCCUCCACUUCCCUGCCACCCUCCGCCAUGGCCUCACUCGCCUCCGCUUCCCUUCUCAACAGGACCGUGUCGGUCGUCUCUUCGGCCGUGUCGUGCCGCAAUGUCGUCGCCCAGAAAGUCUCCUGUGUGAGUUUCAGCGGUCUCCGUGCAUCCGCCAGCCAGAGAUUCUCCAUCGUUGACUCCCGCGCCGUAGCUGUUACUCGCCUCCGACGCAUCUCAUGUGCGGCUGAAGGAGCCGAGGAAGCCGUAGCUGCUCCCGCCGCCACUGAUGCACCUGCUGAAAACGUCGCAGAGAUCGUGAGGAAAGUCAUUGCCCACCAAUUGGCGUCACCUCUUGAGAAAGUCUUGCCCAACUCAAAAUUCGCUGAUCUUGGUGCCGAUUCUCUUGACACCGUCGAAAUUAUGAUGGCCUUGGAAGAAAGAUUUGACAUUACUAUUGACGAGGAUGGUGCUGAGAAGAUUUCUACAGUCCAGGAGGCUGCUGACUUGAUCGAAGCUGAAAUCAAGGCCAGGGCUUAAAUAGUUAGAUGUUCAAAUUCAAAUCAGUGGGAUAUAUUUGAUCUCCCGGGCUGCGGAUACUAGUAUGAGGCAAGUUACCUGGGCGACGAUCACAUUUUUUGCAGCAUUCUCAUCAGUGAGGGCUACAACCGGGAGUUUCUCCUCUAGCUGUAGUGUAUAGUAGACGGAUGCUUCUCAAGGUCUGUUGUAUCUUGUUCCCGAAUACUGCUCCCAAGCCUUCCGGAAGCAAAGUUCUGGUUCGUUCUUAAAUUUGUAAUGUGGCUAUGUUACCAACCAUUCAACUCGAAAACACUGAGAUAACUAAAUCUUGCCAGUUCCAGUCUCGAUUGUAGCCAAGAUUGUGAUUACUUGAUGAGGUGGAUGUAUAUUGUAAACCUGCUCACAUUCACACCUUCGUGUGAUGUCAGUAGUAAUGUGCGCAUACAAACGUGGAAGAAGUCUUCGUUCUCGCACGAAGGGCAGGAGACCACGUGUAGACAUCUAAGAAAUUUAAGAGAAAGAGAUUCAGUGAUUCGAGUAGACGAGAGUGUGGACUUUAGUUGCGCGUCGCGUUUUUGACUAACUUUCGGGUGAUUAUGAAUGAAAGGUUUGCC